Messenger RNA from Wasmannia auropunctata (little fire ant), 1387 nucleotides. Its product is annotated as neuropilin-1. Gene Ontology annotation, cellular component: plasma membrane. The transcript has 7 exons. The record is from RefSeq and is a predicted model, not a curated record. NCBI's taxonomy places the organism in Eukaryota, Metazoa, Arthropoda, Insecta, Hymenoptera, Formicidae. The annotation marks the transcript as partial.
UUUAAAAACAUUGUAAAUAUAAUAAUAUUUAACUUAUUCACAGCUGAGUAUGAGGUUGGCACACCAGAACCAAAUACACCGUGCACUUUUAUAAUAGAUGCGGAAACCAAACGUAAUGGAAACAUACUGUCUCCCACUUAUCCUGGCACUUAUCCGAAAGAUCUUAAUUGUAGCUAUCAAUUUGUUGGGCGGCGUGGACAACGGGUGCGGUUGGAAUUUCGUGACUUUGAUUUGUUCUUUGGGGGGCCACAUUGCCCGCUAGAUUACGUGAAAGUGUACGAUGGUCCUGAUAAUUCGACUGCUGUUAUCGGCACGUAUUGCGGCCAGCAACGAAAUUUAGUAUUGUACUCCUCGGAAAACAGCUUAUUCGUACUAUUUUCUACGUUGAAGCGCACGGCGAAUACGCAAAAUCGAGGAUUUAAAGGCAUCUUUGAGUUUUCAGAGAGUUUUGUCAGUCUGGAUUUUAUAACAGAAUACCAAGGCGAGCAUAUCCGUGGGUCCGAAUGUGAUCAAAAGAUUCUUAGCAAGAAGGAAACAUCGGGAGUCGUAGUUAGUCCAAAUUUUCCAUAUCCCUAUUUACCUAAGGUCGUCUGUCGUUAUUUUAUCUACGGUAUGCAAGACGCGCAACAUCUAGAGCGCGUGCGACUGGAAUUUCAAGUGUUUACAAUACAGAUACCCAAGGGAGAGACGACGUGUACUGACGGCUAUCUAAAAUUAUAUUUAAAAGGUCAAGAAGCGACGGAUUCUUACGACAAAUUCGAUUAUGAGAUGUGUGGUAACAACAGCAAUCCGAACCAUGUAGUUAGUGACGGGCCAAGACUCGUAAUGGUAUUUAGUAGUGGAGAAGGGCAGGCACAGGGUUUUAAAGCUAAAUACACUUUUGAAACGGAAUACAAGAUACCAGGCACCGCGGCGCCCGAUGGCAGUUGUACUUUCACUUAUCUCAGUUCUUCUCGUAAACGCGGCGAAUUUAAUUCACCGCGAUAUCCCAGUAAUUAUCCGAGUGACACGAAUUGCACGUAUUUCUUUUUGGCCACGCAAAAUGAACAGGUUGCUCUGAUCUUCGAUCACUUUAAGGUUCGCACGAGUAAUGAUAAUGUGACUGUCGGAUAUUAUGGAUACGAACUCUGCCAGGAAGAUUGGUUAGAGAUUUAUAACAUGUACCGCGACGAUACAGAGAAGCUGAUAGGAAGGUAUUGCGGCGGGACCGCACCAGGCCCGGUAGAAUCGAAUCUUGGUGCUCGUGGCUUGAAAGUGAUCUUACAUUCCGAUUCUGAGCUUGUCUACAGUGGCUUCAAGGCGCGUUACACUUUUGAGGUCGCUAAACCUAUUUUUGGAGUAUGUAUAGCUGUAUGUCAGAUUUAGAGGGCCGAAGCCCCUCUCUAAC